AUGAGGUUGAAAAUACGGAGGAGUGUAUGGGUGGAUCAAAAGUUUAAUCCAAGGAUUUUAUAAUAAGUUCAUUUUCUGAAAACUUUGUUUAAUGUUAGAGAUUCCAUCACUCUCAACUUCUCAAAUCUCAUGUCUUAAUAAGAUAAUUACCAAAUUUCUCAACAGCGAAAUUACCAAAUUAUUUAUCCUUCCAAUACAAAUAUAUAAAUUUAUUUCCUAAUUAAAGUGUUAAGAUAUUGUUUCCAAAAAAAAAAAAAAAAAAAAAAAAAAGUGUUAAAAGAUAUAGGAUAAACUUUGACGGCCAAUUAAAAUUCGAGAUAAUAUAGGAUUGAGGACUGUAUAUAUUAAUAAGUCUUUGUUAAAAUUCCUGUUUUAUUCUUAUUAGCAAUUGCCCUAAAAAUCACCCGUUAUAUCGAAAAACUUCUCCACUCUAAACUUUGACCCCCCCCCCCCCCCAAAAAAAAAAAAAAAAAGAAGAUGAGAAUCUUUGCGAUUGUUUUGGUUCUUCUUUUGCAGUUAUUGCUUCUCGUAAUUACUACCAACUGCUCCAAUUUAGGAAUGCAGGAAGAACAUAACAACAUGAAGGUUGUGGAAAAUAAGCAGGUGUAUAUUGCAGCACUCCGUGAGAUUGGAGGUAGGGGAUUAAUAGGUACUCACGCCAGUAGAGGUGGUCACGGUCUUGGCGAAGGAGCCCCAACACCUAAGGAUGAAGUUGCAACUGUAGGUGGAUUCCGAAACAGUAAAUUUGCUGAAGUAGAUGUUGUGGCAGCAGGAGCUGAAAGCGCAGCUGCAGAUGAAGCUGAAAUCGCGGCUGAAGAAGGAGCUGAAAGCGCAGCUGCAGGAGAAGCUGAAGAAGGGGCUGAUACUGCAGCUGGCAUUGCAGCUGCUGCUGCCACUGCGGCUGCUGCUACAGCUUCUAUGGCCAGUGAAGCAAGAUCAAUUAGUCCAAAUGCACCCUUGGGGCUCUCUCUUUGUCUAAUUUUAGCAUCCUGUGGAUUUUUAUUGCUUAAUGACUUUUAGAUUUAAGCCUAGAUACUACUAUAC
Molecule: messenger RNA, 1044 nt
Organism: Chenopodium quinoa (quinoa)
Lineage: Eukaryota; Viridiplantae; Streptophyta; Magnoliopsida; Caryophyllales; Amaranthaceae
Exons: 2
Coding region: 478-1020 (180 amino acids)
Source: RefSeq, a predicted model, not a curated record